AUGACGAUUGCUCGUCUACAAGCUUUAUUACGAGAUGUCAACAUUCAGAUUCAAACAACUCAAGAUCCAGAAUUAGUAAAGGCAUUUUUGAAAAUAUGCAACAUGCUCUUGUCCGCCUAUGUUCGAACAAAAAAUAUUAAAGAUGCCAAACUCGUCUUUGAUGGUCUUGUCGCUUCUCCCUUUUGGGAAGGCAAUGAGGAAAUAACUACGGUUUCGGUUGUGACAUUGAUGUAUGGUAUACUCGAGAAUGGUACACGAUCGGAUUUUUACAAGUUCAUCAACUCAGUAUCCAAACACAACAAGCUACCUUGCACUGAACGUGUCUACCGAGAACUCUUGUAUAUCUUGUACCAAUAUCGAGAUGUGAAUGCUUGUCGACACUAUUUUAAAAUAAUGAAAGAAAAAGGAUUAUUAGUCCAUGAACCACCUUACAAACCAAUGUUUCAAGCUCUGACUAUAGAGAAUAACUCAGAAGAAGCACUAGAGCUACUGCAAGAAAUGAAGGACAAGGGCAUCCAGCCAACAACAGGAGUAUAUUGUAUGGUGCUGAGAAUGCUGCAUGACAACAAAAAGAACAGUAAAGAGAAUAAAAAGCGAAUGGAGCAAAUCUAUCAAGAGAUGCUGGACUCUGGCGUUGAAUUAAACGUCGCUGUAUAUAUUUCCAUGGGCUGGGACCCACUUGAUGCUCUUGAUGAACUGAAAAAGAGAUCAUCAGCACCUAUUCCAUCAAGAGACUACAAUACUUGUUUAUCCCGACUUAUAAGGGCAAAUAGAAUUCAAGAUGCACUUCAGUUAUACCGAAAUAUGAUCAAGGAGGGUGCUGCAAUAGAUCAAUAUACUUAUAGUAUGAUCAUGGAUGCUGCUGCCAAGGAUAAUGAACAGCCACCUGAAGCUGUCUAUGAGAUGUAUGAAGAGAUGAAACAGCAAGGUCUUCAGCUUGACGAGGUUGCAUACACCAUUGUGCUAGGAGCAUGUGCAAAAGAAAAAAACUUAACAAGAGCGAUAAGAUACAUUGAAGAAAUGAUUCAUUAUGGCAUUCACCCUAAUCAAAAGAACAUGAAUGCCUUCUUAGCUGUCGUUGCUACAUCUUCAUCAACAUCGUUCAAUCCACGUAAGCUACGUGAUGUAUGGCUCGCUUUGGUCAGCAUGGGGUUGCAACCAGAUACCCGCAGCUUCAACGUUUAUUUCUCAGCGCUGUAUAAACAAAUGCAACUCUGGAAGGCAAGAGGCAGAAGCUAUUAUGCUAACGAAAGUCAAGAGGAUAACUAUGGUAAUCCGACUCGAGGUCCAUGCAGAUAUAUGGUCAUGGGUUAUCGAGCCAUGAAAGAGAGAGGUCCAUCGUCCAAGCCUGAUUUUGCAACAUACACCAUUCUCAUAAAAGGAUUAGCCUCCGGAGGCUUUACUCGUUUAGCUAUGCAGAUCUAUGAAGACGCCAAGAACGAAAGAGUAUAUCUAGAUGUAACCGCAUUUAAUGAAUUGAUCAUGGCGCUUGAUAAGAAGGGUGAUCUGUCGGAUAUUAUGAGCAUAUGGUACGAUAUGAAGAUCCUUAAUGUGCCACCAGAUAAUACGACUUAUGAUCUCGUCAUGGAUACCUGCGAGAAGCUUGGUCUUCACGAAACGUUCCUGAACAUUAGAAGUCAACGAAAGAAUGAUUUUAAUAGACUUUGGAAUAAAUCCAAGAAUAAAUAA
This is a messenger RNA of Rhizopus microsporus ATCC 52813, 1689 nucleotides long. RefSeq lists its product as uncharacterized. Gene Ontology annotation, molecular function: protein binding. Lineage: Eukaryota; Fungi; Mucoromycota; Mucoromycetes; Mucorales; Rhizopodaceae. The record is from RefSeq and is a predicted model, not a curated record. The coding region runs from base 1 to 1689 and encodes 562 amino acids. The transcript has a single exon.